This is a messenger RNA of Knipowitschia caucasica, 318 nucleotides long. NCBI's taxonomy places the organism in Eukaryota, Metazoa, Chordata, Actinopteri, Gobiiformes, Gobiidae. The record is from the annotation of a GenBank genome assembly.
AUGCUAGGUAUAUUGAACAGCAUCUACCAAGAGCCUCCCUGCCAAACAGUAGAGCAGAGAGGCAAGGCAGCAGUGAUUGGUGGACCAGUCGAGCAUCGCCUAACGGACGACGGGUCGAUCUCGCCCCCCCCGACAUAUGUGUUAACUGACACUUGGGGGUGUUCUGCGCGUCUGCUGCCCCACGCCCGCGCGCGCCGAAAAGCGCUCGGGCGCUCUGUAAAGAGAGCGCGAGUGGACGACUGGCUGCCACCGCGCCAACUCUGUUCCGGCCGUCAGUCUCCCCGCACCGGCGUUAUGGGCCUGGGGGUUCCUUACUGA